Pantherophis guttatus is the source of this 1218-nucleotide messenger RNA. RefSeq names its product vomeronasal type-2 receptor 26-like. Gene Ontology annotation, biological process: G protein-coupled receptor signaling pathway. The record is from RefSeq and is a predicted model, not a curated record. Gene Ontology annotation, cellular component: plasma membrane. Gene Ontology annotation, molecular function: G protein-coupled receptor activity. NCBI's taxonomy places the organism in Eukaryota, Metazoa, Chordata, Lepidosauria, Squamata, Colubridae.
AUGGUGUCCUUCAAUGUGGAAGGAGAAGUAGAAAGUCAACUUGAUAUCACCAACCUGAUCACCUUCCCCAAUCAUACUUUUCAGAGGGUGAAAGUUGGAAAGCUUGAUCCCAAGUCUGCAGAAGGAAAACAAAUCUCCCUUAACCAGGAUAUGAUAGUGUGGCAUAAAGCUUUUAACCAGGUGUACAAUGUGGCCCCUCAUUCGGUGUGUAAUGAGUAUUGCCAACCAGGUUAUCAGAAGAAGAAGAAGGAAGGGAAGAAAUUUUGUUGCUAUGAUUGUGCUCCUUGCCCAGAAGAAAAGAUUUCAGACAAGAAAGACAUGAAUGACUGUUUCAAAUGCUCGGAAGAACAGUAUCCAAAUGAAAACCACACUCAAUGCAUCCCAAAAGUCAUAACUUUUCUCUCCUAUGAAGAACCUUUUGGAAUCAGCUUAGCUUCUGCUGCUCUCGUUUUCUCUUUCACCAUGCUCUUUGUGCUUGACAUAUUCAUUAAGCACAGAGACACUCCAAUUGUCAAAGCCAACAACCGAGAUCUCUCUUACAUUCUCCUUGUCUCCCUUCUGCUUUGUUUCCUCUGCUCUUUGCUUUUUCUUGGUCCACCAAGGAGGAUCACCUGUCUUCUACGACAGCCCACUUUUGGUAUGACUUUCUCAAUGGCCAUUUCUUGUGUCUUGGCCAAAACCAUCACAGUGGUGGUGGCUUUCAUGGCAACAAGACCAGGGUCCAACAUGAGGAAGUGGGUGGGGAAAAGAUUGGCCAACUCCAUUGUAGUCUCCUGUUUCUUCAUUCAAGCAGUUCUUUGUGUUGUGUGGAUGACAAUCUUUCCCCCAUUCCCAGAUCUGGACAAACAGUCAUUCACCAAACAAAUCAUUGCAGAAUGUAAUGAGGAGCCCAUUGUGAUGUUUUUCCUUGUCUUGGGGUAUAUGGCGCUUCUGUCCAUCAUCAGCUUCAUGGUGGCCUUCCUAGCCAGGAACCUUCCAGAGAGUUUCAAUGAAGCCAAGUUCAUCACCUUCAGCAUGCUGGUGUUUUGCAGCAUUUGGUUAGCUUUCCUUCCAGCCUAUCUCAGCACCAAAGGGAAAGAGAAGCUAGCGGUGGAGAUCUUCUCCAUCUUGGCCUCCAGUGCUGGUUUACUCGGUUGCAUCUUUGUACCCAAAUGUUAUAUUAUUCUGAUCAAACCAGAGCUGAACACCAAAGAACAGCUGACAAAGAGGAAGAACUAA